AGGCGCUGCCGCACUUCGACGCCGCCAACUCGGUUGUCGCGUUCACGUGCGCCGCGAAGUUGGACGACGGCCGCGACAUGUCGCUGCUGGAGGGGUCCCCGGCGUGGGCGGCGCUGCAGGAGCGUCUCGAGAGGUGCGCAGAGACUCUGGAGCCGAGGGGGAUGUCCAUGGUGGCCUACGCUGCAGCGAAGCUCAAGUGCGCGGGCGCUGGCCUCCUGCGCGGGCUCGCGCUCGUGGGCGCGCGGCGUGCCGCGGACUUCGGCGCCACCGACGUGGCCAAAGGCUGCUGGGCGUUCGCGAAGCUGCGCUUCGUGGAGGGUGGGGCGGCGCAGGAGUUCUGGAGGGCGAUGCUACCAGAGGCCUGCCGGACAGUCAGGCAAUCGCGAUUCGCCGACGUCUCAAUGAUGGCGUGGGCGUUCGCGACGACAGACCUGGGUAGCGAGAAGCUCUUCUCGGAGAUGUCAUAUGGCUCGACGCCUCUCCCACCGCCAGGUCUUCAGGGAGGAGAGAGUUCCAGGAACAGUUGA
Messenger RNA from Prorocentrum cordatum, 527 nucleotides. Lineage: Eukaryota; Dinophyceae; Prorocentrales; Prorocentraceae. The record is from the annotation of a GenBank genome assembly.